Messenger RNA from Erinaceus europaeus (western European hedgehog), 1757 nucleotides. It is a transcript of the gene ZACN, whose product is annotated as zinc activated ion channel. The transcript has 10 exons. NCBI's taxonomy places the organism in Eukaryota, Metazoa, Chordata, Mammalia, Eulipotyphla, Erinaceidae. Gene Ontology annotation, cellular component: membrane; synapse; neuron projection. The coding region runs from base 17 to 1588 and encodes 523 amino acids. The record is from RefSeq and is a predicted model, not a curated record. Gene Ontology annotation, molecular function: extracellular ligand-gated monoatomic ion channel activity; transmembrane signaling receptor activity; neurotransmitter receptor activity. Gene Ontology annotation, biological process: monoatomic ion transmembrane transport; chemical synaptic transmission; regulation of membrane potential.
GGCAUCCUGCUCAUCCAUGUCUCAUCUUCUGGCUGGAUUCACAGGUAUCUGGCCAUCCGCUACCCACAGCACUCCAGAGAGCUGCGCACACCUCGAAAUGCACUGGCGGCCACCAGGCUCAUCUGGGUGCUUUGAACUUCUCCGGACCCUACCUCAUCUACUAUCCUCAGUCAGUGCUGGUCAGCCUGACUGUGUGCCACCCUGCAUGGAGCGCGCCGCGCCGCAACGCCGUGGACCUGUGCACCUUUGCACCUGCGGGUGGUGCUGGUGCUGCAGUACUCAACCACACCUGAAGUUUUCCCCUGCAGGUGCUGUUACUCCAUCCAGCCCUUCUGUGAAGCUGCAGAAGAUGACCCUGCGUGUCCUGCUCUGCCUCGCCUUCCUUAGGCUGGGCUUCACACAGCCCUUGGUCCAGGGAAGACAGCCCCAAGUGCCAGCAGUUGCUUGGCCGUCGUUGUCCUUCUUCAACCUCAACUCAUCUCAGGAAGCUCAGGAAGCCAUCCAGAUUCCCUCAAAUGGGAGCAGACCCUUGCUUGUGAAGGCACAUGUAUUUGUGUCAAAUGUGUUUAAUGUGGACAUCCUUCGAUAUACAGUGUCUUCUAUGUUGCUGCUUCGGCUGUCCUGGAUGGACACUCGCCUGGCCUGGAACACAAGUGUGUACUCGCGACGUAUGGUUACAUUGCCCUGGGACUCACUCUGGACGCCGGGACUCACGAUCCAGGAGGCGCUCUGGGUGAACUGGCAGGACCAGAAUCCGAGGGUCCGAGUGGACCAGGAUGGCCACGUCGAGCUCUACCUGGCCCUCACCACAGAGACCAACUGUGACUUUGAGCUCCUCCACUUCCCCAGGGACCAGAGUGACUGCAACUUCAGUUUCUAUGCCUUCAGUAACACUGUGAUGCAGCUGGAGUUCCAGGCCCACGCGGUGAAUGAGAUGGUAAGCGUCAAGAGAGAGUACAUAGUGAAGGAUUUGCAAACCAACAUUGUGCCCCAGCAGCUGGUUCCCUGCUUCCGGGUGACGCUGCGCCUGCAGAACACUGCACUAAAGGCUGUCAUAGCCCUGCUGGUACCCGGGGAGGCGCUGCUGUUGGCGGAUGUGUGCGGGGGGCUGCUGCCUCUCUGGGCCACCGAGCGCAUUGCCUACAAGGUCACCCUGCUGCUGGGCUACCUCGUCUUCCACUCCUCCCUGGUGCAGGCCCUGCCCAGCUCCUCCUCCUGCAACCCACUGCUCAUCCACUACUUCACUGUGCUGCUGCUGCUGCUCUUCGUCAGCACCACGGAGACUGUGCUGCUGGCUGGGCUGCUGGCCCGCAGCAACCGCGGGCUCAAGAGUGGCUCUGGCCUAGCACUGAGAGAGGAGCGGCGAGACCAUGGGGAGGCAGUGUCUCAUCCAGGAGAAGCUUCCAAAGGAGUCAAGGGGCCCAACAGGAGCUGGGUGGAGGCUGCUGACCACAUCUUCUUCCUGGUGUAUGUGGUGGGGGUCGUGUGCAGCCAGUUCAUCUUUGCUGGAAUGUGGAUGUGGGCCACUUGCAAGUCUGGUCCCCCACCCAGUGAGGCUGCACCCCAUGGUGGACAGCCCAGGAUGUGACAAGGCAGAGCUUUUGUCAUAGGCAUGGCAGGAGAGUCAGGGUCUCUGGGGGUUGGCGGGAGGGAGAGCCUACCCCCUUCCUUGAGCCUGGAGGACCCUAGGCCACCCUGAGCUCCAUCUUGGGUUAGCAUGCAGUGCAAAGAAGGUGAAAUAAAUCCAACUAAGCAAG